Messenger RNA from Varanus komodoensis (Komodo dragon), 1510 nucleotides. It is a transcript of the gene MRPL3, whose product is annotated as mitochondrial ribosomal protein L3. The record is from RefSeq and is a predicted model, not a curated record. The coding region runs from base 39 to 1097 and encodes 352 amino acids. Gene Ontology annotation, cellular component: ribosome; mitochondrial large ribosomal subunit. Gene Ontology annotation, molecular function: structural constituent of ribosome. NCBI's taxonomy places the organism in Eukaryota, Metazoa, Chordata, Lepidosauria, Squamata, Varanidae. The transcript is spliced from 10 exons. Gene Ontology annotation, biological process: translation.
GUUCCCAACCGGGAGAGGGACGCUCUCGGCUGGGGGUCAUGCCUGGCGCGGGGCUGCUUUGCUGGUUGGGCUCGCGGCUGCUAUGCAGAGGCCUCCGCGCUUCAGUUCACGUGUCCACGGAGGCUAGAGAAGCAGGGCUGAAGAGCGGGGGCCUAUGGUGUGUCACAGCUAGGCAUAUUGCUGACAAAGCCACAUGGUGGAAUGAGCACCUUACAGAAGAAAAUAACCAGUUCUUUAGGAAGCUGAUAGCAGAAGAAGACAAAGCUCAGAUUGCUAGUAAACUGUAUCCAUUGAAAGAUGAACCUUGGCCUUUGCACGACUGGAAGCCAGGUUCCAAAAGAGUUGGUGUUGUUGCAGUAAAGUUAGGAAUGAUGCCACUAUGGACCAAGAAGGGUGAAAGAUUGGUUGUCACUUUACUUCAUGUUGAAGACUGCCAUGUUUUGAAGUACGUACCAAAGGAAGAAUUUGAUGGGAAAGAUCAUGGUCUACUUGUUGGAGGAAAAACUGUCUCUCGGAUUUAUAAAAGUGAGGCUGCAAUGGAGUUGUACAGAGAAACUGGCAUUCCGCCAAAGCAAAAAGUUACUACAUUUCAAGUGUCACCUAAUGCGCUCAUUAAACCAGGUACUCCCCUGUAUGCUGCCCAUUUCCGACCUGGACAGUUUGUGGACGUUACUGCAAAAUCAAUUGGCAAAGGUUUCCAGGGUGUUAUGAAAAGAUGGGGUUUUAAAGGCCAGCCUGCUACCCAUGGCCAGACUAAAACACACAGACGACCUGGAGCGAUUUCCAAUAGCAAGGUUGCAAAGGUCUUCAAAGGAAAGAAAAUGCCUGGACAGAUGGGUAACCGCUUCGUGACAGUUAAAGGACUAAAGGUGUGGCGGAUUAGCACAAAGCAUAACAUCAUAUAUGUAAAUGGUGCUGUCCCAGGACACAGGAAUUGUUUAGUAAGGGUCCGUGAUUCAUCCUUACCAGCCUACCGAGGUAACCAUAAGGACUUGCCAUUCCCAACAUUUUUUGCUGAUGGGGAAGAAGAGCUGCCUGAUGAGCUGUACGAUGAGGAAAUUUUUGAGUUCACUGAGCCCUCCAUUUCAUUCUCUUAGCUCCUGUCAUCCUGAAGAACACGAACCCGCCACUUUCUCUUCAUGAAUAUCGCUCUGGAGGCCCAGUGCAAGAAGUCCUCCACUGGCCCUCUGACAUUGUCAACCUGCCCAACAGAACCUGGUUGUACUUGUCAAAGCAAUUUGCUUAUAACAGUUUCUAAAAUGCAAUUGAAUAUACAGCAAACUGAAAAGUGUCUAAAGGACGACGGGCAAAGAAAUGUUGACACUGUUGACUGACUGCUUUAAAAAUUCAGUGUUCUAAAUUCCAAAACCUUCCAAACAGAUCAUAUUAGUAUGUCUGCAGUACUGGAACUGUUUGCUUCAAUUAUACUAUGAAAAAAAAAAAUAUCGAUCCCCUUCCUUAAAAAAAACAGUAACAAUUCAUAUUUACUUAAUAAAAUAUGUUUAAUUAA